ACAAGAUCGCGAGCUGAAAGUAUGUCAGAUAGUGUUACGUCCUUGACCUACAUACAUUCGAGGCUCUCCAGGGAUGAAGCUUUGGUUAACUCCCAGCUAACGGUUUCCCAGUGAUGAUUGCAGUUAGAGUGCAUUGACGAUGUCCAUAUCCAGCAGCUCUUCGGGCCCUUCGGCGCGUCGCUCGUCGUUAGCGAUGGACUACUUCCAGGUGUAUUCAGCCUCAUCAGGAUCGCAGUCGAGUAAUCUGCUACAACGACCAAGGCGGCUGUCGUUUCUAAAUGCACCCGAUGUCGCGACGUCGAUCUCAUCGUUAGGAUGGGUAGCAACAUGCUCAUCGAAGCAGAUACGGUUAUACGACGUGAAGGGCGCGAACAGAAGUCGAAUUAUCCAGCCCGAAGCCGUUUUGAAUAUUUCGAUGAUUCUGAAAGAUGAGGAGAUCCGUGGAAUUGCUCUCUCACAGGAUCUGCUCGCAGUGAUCACCCACAAUCGAUUGCUGGUGUAUGACGAGUAUCGCACAAACAACGGCCAUGUGCCCAGCCUCGUGAGAGAAGAGCGGAUUGACCAGGACGGAAACUGGACCCCGAGAUCCGUGUCGAUCUCACAACUUGGACGCCAAUCUUCCGAGGGAGGGGCAACGGCAAGCAUCGCAGUGGGUGGGGAAGGAGUGAGUGCAGUGAAGAUCUUCAGAUACAAGUACAUGCCGGCCUGGAACCUUCAGGGCGACCAUGUAGUCCUGAAGUGUCCUCAAAACAACGGUGCUGUCAAGAUUGUUGGGUUUUCGCCCUGCCGAAGUGAUGCCAUCUAUGGGCCAACGGUGUUCGCUUUGACAACAGGGAAUCACUUGUAUUGCUGGAUUGUCGCUCGGAACGUAGGCCACCAGCAGAGUAUUCGCCCGGAUCCUUGCUGGCACAUUGACUGCAACGCGAGAAGCAAUGAACGUGCGUAUCGCGACGAGAUAACGAGCGCGGCUUUUACCAUCUCUCCAAACGGUCGGCCUUACAUUCUCUGCACCGUCGACCACAAACCACGUUCACACCUCCCAGCGACCUUCCUCGUGGCAAUCGACACUCUUGGCUUUGACCCACACGUUCUUCGUCAACCGAUAAGGCCUAUUCCUGAGAAGGUAGUUGGCUCGAGUGUUGUCGCUGGAGUUUCGAGCUUUAACGGCAGGUUUCUAGUGGUCAUAGAAAGAGACGAGAAUGGAGACAGGAUGAAGCUGUUGACACUUCACGGUGCACCUGGGGGCGGCUUGACGUGUUCUGUUGCCCAAAAUCAAACUUGGGGGGUCGAGCUGCAGAGCAGCAAAACUGGAUCGUCAACGAUCUCAAUCAUGAUACAAGAGCAGGAGGAUGCCCUGGAGAUCAUCGCUGUGGAUGGACGUGGCCAUGUCGUCUAUUCGGGCGUAAGGGUGCUGGGCAUGCCACAAGGCCCGGUCCUGCCCAUUGCAUUACCUAGAAGCUCCAUUGUUUCCGAGCUACCGUUCGACCCGAUCAGAAGGGAAUUAUCGUCGGAAGAAAGUAGCCGCCAUUCUGUCACACCUUCUUAUCGGGGUAUGAACAGCCUCGAAAUUGUUCCUGGCUGACUGACGGAAAUGCCUCGAAUCAUUACCAUACCUACGAUCUUUGAUUGGAUGCGGCAGCUGCACACGCGGCGUAGUGUUGGGGAACUGGGAUUUUGGAGCUCGGAUAAUAGAAACGAGAGGGCGACGCGCUUGUCGCGUACGAAUCGCGUCGCGGACUGGCGCCAGCUGACUAAGCCUGUAUCCGUCAUCUUUAGGUCCGGCACUCACGAUCGACAAUCGUAAC
Messenger RNA from Alternaria rosae, 1805 nucleotides. RefSeq lists its product as uncharacterized. NCBI's taxonomy places the organism in Eukaryota, Fungi, Ascomycota, Dothideomycetes, Pleosporales, Pleosporaceae. The transcript has 2 exons. Gene Ontology annotation, molecular function: protein binding. Bases 140 to 1582 code for a protein of 480 amino acids. The record is from RefSeq and is a predicted model, not a curated record.